UGCAAGUGGGAUGUGUGUAACGUCAGCAAAGUAUCCGAUCCGCAUUUGUACACAGGUGCUGAUCGCGUACGGAACGAGCAUCCAGAUCCUUAUUCUGAGCCGAUGUCCUCCUUCGAGCUCGACGUCCCGCUCUGCCGGAAAAUCUGCCUCUUCCUCAAAGAUUAUGGGGUGGAAUGGAAGUACAUACAAUUUAUAAUAGACGUGUCUCUACUGCCUUUUGAAUGGAUUGGCGACUUCCUCAUUACUGCGCCCCUUUUCGUGCUGAAAUCUAUUAUCCAAAAGUUGUGCAUCAACACCGACUCCGGCUGUCAUCUGAUGAACACGCUGGAUGGUAUGAAUGCAAAAAGUAUUGCUGCUUACAUCAUGCAUCUCGUUAGAAGUUGUGGUUGUACCGGGCAUAACCAAGAGGAAUUUGCCUUAAGACCAUAUUUCUAUGAAGAGGAAGAUUAGUAACGAGCAUAAUCAGGGUUCGUCUUGAGUUAAUUACGAUGCACGAGCAAGAUUUAAAACAUACUCGCAAGCACACACACACAAAUGCAUGUUUACUUUAAAAAAAUUAAGAAUAAGUAGUCUGUUUCGACCGCCGUAUUUUUCUCUUAAACCUUGUUAGAUUCGACCUUGAGUUCUAAGUAAUACACCUAUAUGUGUAUGUGUUUGUCAAUAGUAUGCAUUUAAAUAGGUAAAAAGUGACAAAAGUUACAUAAUUUUUUUUUCACUCAAAAAGUCAGCAAAAUAUUUUUUGUCACGAAAGCGUAUACAUUUUAAAUAUUUUAAUGUACAGAUAUUCGUGUACAAAUAUUUGUGUGUAUGCACGUUCGUGCGUGAGUGCGCAUGUGUAUGUGUGUGUAUAUAAACAUAUCUAUGGUGUACGAAUAUUUUCCUGAUUAACAGACAAUCUUGUACACAAUAAAAAGGUUACUACACAAAAAUUGUAUCAUUUGAUUCAAUUUUCUCUUCUGACCUCAAAAUAACAAUUAUGGAAAUGUGGUAUCGGUUAAUGAAUGCAUUUAAAUAAUUCAUCUGCUCAAGUCGAUUUAUCUAAUGGAUAAAUCGUGUAUUCGAUUAUUUACACAAACAUUA
This is a messenger RNA of Penaeus chinensis, 1080 nucleotides long. RefSeq lists its product as uncharacterized. The record is from RefSeq and is a predicted model, not a curated record. The transcript has 3 exons. The coding region runs from base 103 to 450 and encodes 115 amino acids. Lineage: Eukaryota; Metazoa; Arthropoda; Malacostraca; Decapoda; Penaeidae.